Molecule: messenger RNA, 1173 nt
Organism: Musa acuminata AAA Group (dessert banana)
Lineage: Eukaryota; Viridiplantae; Streptophyta; Magnoliopsida; Zingiberales; Musaceae
Exons: 1
Coding region: 1-1173 (390 amino acids)
Source: RefSeq, a predicted model, not a curated record
AUGCGACCCAAGCCUUCCGUGGCCACCCUGCUCGCGCUAUCCCAGAGUGAGGACGAGUCGCUCUCCCAAUUUGUGACACGUUUUGCCGCUGAAAUCCGGGGAUUCCCAUACGCUCACCCUUCCCUGAUCAUGCAGGCAUUCCUAAGAGGAUUGAAGCCCUUAAGGUUCUUCUGGUCACUGAUUGAGAAGCCGCCGACAAUCAUCCCCGAGACGUUCCAACGCGCCAACCAGUACGUCGCCGCCGAAGCCCUAAUGGCGGGAAGGCGCACAGACGGAAAGAAGCCGAGGGUCGAGCGGCCCCGAGAUGCUGCCUCUGCCACUCCGGAGCAACCCCGCCGGAGGCCCGCCCGACUUGAGCCGCUCUCAAGGCCUCCACCUCUCCCACUAAACACGUCUCGGACCGAAAUCUUCCUCCAAAUCCGGGAAAAGGGUCUUUUACGGCACCCCAACCCCAUGAAAGCCACCCGUAAGGACCGAUCAAAAUACUGUAGGUUCCAUCGGGACUACGGUCACGACACCGAAGCCUGCCAUGACCUUCAAAACCAAAUUGAGGACCUGAUUCGUAGGGGACACCUCGGUCACUAUCUCAAGGAGUCCAAGGAAGUAACCCCAUGUCCUAGAGGUCCCGUGGAAAAACAAAUCGACGUCAUCUCGGGAGGACUGGCGGCGGGCGGCAAUAGUUCAAUGGCAAGGAAGGCCUAUGCUCGGAGCACGGUCAAGAAACGUCCCCGACCAGAGCUCGAGCCAGAAAUCACUUUCGGAGCCGAGGAGGUUGAACGUUCCCACCAUGACGACGCCUUGGUGAUCUCCAUCCGGAUCGCUAACGCUCAGGUAAAAAGGGUAAUGAUUGACACUGGAAGCUCUACCGAUGUGCUGUACUUCGACAUCUUCAAAAAGCUUGGGCUGACCGGGGAGGACCUCGCUCCAAUGAGCUUGACCCUCACCGGGUUCACCGGGGACUCCAUCUUUCCGCUCGGCACCACCACGCUACCCGUUACCAUCGAGGAAGAACCAAGGGGCAAGACAACAUUGACUACCUUUAUGGUGGUCGACCUGCCCUCAGCCUAUAACGUCAUCCUCGGCCUCCCGAUGCUCAACAAGCUGAAAGCAAUCGUUUCUACCUACCAUCGGGCCAUCAAGUUUCCAACUGCGGAAGGAAUCGGGGAAUUGUGA